AAUUUCCUUGAGAUAACCAUGACCUGGAUGAAUGAGAAUAUCCACAGGCUGUUUGUUUGUUUGUUUGUUUUCUUUAAUCAGACAACAGGAAGGAGCAGGUGAUUGUAACACACUGAGGGCAUGUGAAGGCUUAACGCCGAGUGAAAACAACGGUUUGCUUCCUCUCGACGGAAUGACGCACCUGAGAAGACGUCGGCAUCUUGACCUGAAAGUUAACGGUCUCUCGCGGUCCCCCCGCCCCGCACGCGCGCACAAAAUACCGAGCGAGUUUCGUUUCUCCUGAACUGCCUUCUCAUCGGGGUGGGCAGCCUUCCGCGUUGGGCGGUUCGGUCGCUCUCCCUGCCGGCACUCGCGUCUCGCGUCUCGCGUCUCUCGUCUCGCUUGUUAGAAAACGAUGUCUUGUUUGAAGGCCUGAAACCACGGCGGCCUGCGCACAUAAGAGCUCAGAUGUGUCCGGAACCGCAUUAGUGGUCAAGAUGUGUGACAAGUGAACCAGCUAUCGUGAACAGAUGAUCAGAGAAUAAAGAAGCAUGAGUGAUCCCCACAUUGGUGAAGAAGGAACCAACGCUGUAAUGGCAGAUCAAGGCGAAAUGAAGAGUCAGGAGGAGGAUCUGUCACCUGACAUCAAGGACUGGAGUAAACAUCAAGUGAGAAAUUGGGUUCUCAGUUUGAAAAACGUGGAUGCCAGCGCUGCAGAAAUACUGUAUCAGCAGGACAUUAAUGGGCAUAGUCUUUUGCUUUUAGAUGCAGCAGACUUAAAAACAAUGGGUGUGACCUUUGGACCAGCAAAACUUCUCAUUAAUUACAGAGACGAAUUAGUGAAAUUAAAGGAAGAGGAACCUGCAAGCUCAUCAAAUCAGCCUGGAAGACCAUGCAAACCUUACCCAUUUUGUAGGUACCACGAUACAUACAGAUACAUGGAGAGCAGCAUUCUUGAUGUUACAGAAUCUGGUCCCUCAGACUUUAUCGAACCCUGCCAUGAGUAUAAAGCUUUCAUCAAUACAACAGAAGAGACAAAAAUGAGCAAGUUCAUAACUGAGGUCAUUCGCUUUGCAGCUGCCUGCAUGAACAGCCGAACCAAUGGCACCAUACAUUUUGGAAUAGGGGACAAGCCAGACUUUGUCCACGGUGAAGUGUUGGGAGUGGUUGCUGAGGACAAAGAGGCUUUUGCAAAUGAAUUAAAAUCUGCCAUUAAUGGAUAUUUUGAGCAUAAAGACAAAACGACAGCUCAUAAGUGCAUCAAACCUCCUCGAUUUGUUGGGGUUCUCAAUAAGAAUAUGACUUCAUCUGACAAAUGUGUGAUAGAAGUGGACAUAGUUCCUGACUCUGCAGUCUGUGAAGAAAACAUCUAUCACACUUUCAACACGGAUACAAAAAAAGCCAAGAAAAAAGCAAAAGGUAAAGAAACAGUCAACACCGAAACCAAACAACUGAAGCGCUUCUUUGUCCGAGAUGGUGGCAGCAGCAGGGAUCUCCUCGCAAUGACCACAUUUGCUAAACCUAUGGAAGAGUACAAGCGGUUUGUCGACGGUAUGGCACAAUUAUCACUAUGUCGAAAACAAGCGGAAGAGAAGCACUUCAGUGUGAUAAAAAGCAGUACUCAAGGCUCUAGACUGAGUCAGAUGGUAACUGGUGGAACACUCUCUUUGGAUAAAUCGCACUUUGAACAGUAUGUGAUAGUAACUAACAAAUCAGAUUCCAUCCAGUUUGAAUCGCUAGGAUUUCUUGUGGAGCUUAACCCAACAGCUGUUUUAGAUUUUGAUCCAGAAUCAGCUAAACAUGGAUUACACCAUCACUUUGAAGAGCAGAGUACAGUGAGUGUCCAUUUACCAGCAAAGUAUAAAAUCACGGAAGGAGUUGAGGACAUUGCCAGCAAGCUGAAAUUAACUCGAAACACCAGCUGGGUAUUCUGCAAUGGAGGUAUUGAGGAUGAGCUACCUUCUGACAUAGACCAGUGGUUAAUGGAGAAGGGAGCUUCCGUUAGAGAUGUGAUUUCUUUCUUGUGUCGGAAAGAAGUGCUUCCAAACAAGAAAUUCCUUGUCAUUUUCCUACUUCUGUCAAUAGUGAGUGAGAAGAUGGACCCUCUUGUUGAGACUUUCAGUACAUUCCUGCAGGAGCUCAAAGGCACAGAACAAAUCCUUUGUAUAUGUGACAGUGAGAAAGCAUUUACCUCCUGGAAGGACCUCAUCAAUGCUCGGUGCGGAAUUGACAUCUCUUUUAGAUGCAUUUUUGAGCUUAGUUAUGCUGAAGUCAAUGGCACCAUUCUCAGUCUUUUCUCAAAAAACCGACUAUCCAGCCGUUUCCUAACAUGUGGCGGAGGAAGCAAAGUCCUUCUCGAAAAGAAAUUUGAGCGUAGCUUAAACACAUUAGAGGUCCUGUGCGUGAACCAAUGUAUUGGAGAAAACGAGGACAAAAUUGCCAUUGAGGAGAACUUCUACAAAGGGGAAAAAGUGUCAUGGUGGAAUUUCUACUUCUCAGAGCAGGUAGGAUCCACACCAUUCAUCAAACGAGACAAGUUUGACUUCAUCAUGAACACAGUCAUACCAGAUGUGUGCUCCCUGAGAAAACCCUGUGUGUUGUUCAACCUCAUGCAUGUACCUGGAUGUGGUGGGACAACUUUGGCCAUGCAUACUUUAUGGGCUCUCCGCCACAGAUUCCGUUGUGCUGUUCUUAGAGACAGUAACGCUGACUUCACUGAAGUAGCUGAUCAAGUGGUCAGACUUCUAAUGUAUGACCACGGGGAACAGGUGCCACGGGUCCCUGUUUUGCUGAUGAUCGAUAACUUUGAUGAUAAGGAAAAAGUGUUUGACUUGCAGCAUCUGAUUGAAAAAGAGUGUGUGAAGAAGGACAUUCAAUCCAAGUCUCCACAAGUAAUUCUCCUGAACUGCAUGAUGUCAGAGUCCGCUGAACAGAUUGAAUCUGAAGACACGGUAUUCCUCGGAAAUAACCUUUCUGAGAACGAGAAGAAACUGUUUGAGGAAAAACUUGUAGAAAUAGAGAAAAUUCACAAGGAUGCUCAAGAAACAUUUUAUGGAUUCAUGUUCAUGAAGAAGAACUUUAGCUCAGAUUAUGCCCAGGGUGUGGCCUGCAAGACGCUGAAGAGCUUCAAUAUCAGUCAGAAACAGGCACAACUCCUGGCUGUUUUAGUUCUGUUGCAUGUAUACUGCAAGGGUGCCUCUCUCUCUGUCUCUCUGUGUGAGGAAUUUCUUGGUCUUCAACCAAAACCAAUUUGUGGAACCAUCAAAGUUGAAGAAGGAUUUGGAAAAUUUUCACCUUUGAUUGCCAGCUGCUCAGUUGAGGGUAAAGUAAUAUUCAAAGCUGUGAAAAUGAUCCAUUCAAGUAUUGCACGGCAUUGUCUGACGGAACUUACAACAAAACACAAUGUGACCAAAGCUGAUAUUGCCGACCUUCUGCUGACCACAGACAAGCUUUAUGAGAGCACGCAAGGCAAAGACAAACUUCUGCAAGAUGUUCAUCACAUUUUGGUGAAGAGAUAUCAUUCAGUGGAGGACGAAUCUAAAUUCUCUCCACUCAUUCAAGAUAUUGCAAAGGAAACCCCGGGACUGGAAGAGAUGGUGCUACAAAAUGCAUCAAAAAGAUUUGAGAAAGAUGCCAUUGUUUCUCAGUUAUUAGCCAGGUACUUUUACCUAAGAAAGAAGAAUUUCUCAGAGGCAAACCAGUGGGCAAAGAGAGCACGAGAUAUUUCCAAAGACAACUCAUAUAUUGCAGACACAUCAGCACAAGUUAUCAAGCAUGAACUGAAGCUUUCCAUUGCAAACCACAAGGAAGAGCCUAUUGCUCCUGAAACACUGAAGAUGUUUCUCAAAAUGGCUCAGUCAGCAAUAGAGGCAUUCAAGGAGACACAGAACCUUGCAAAAAAGGAGUCAAUCCAGCGAUUGCAAAUCAAGACAGACAACUGCCCUUUUAACACAUCAGGGUGCCUUGGAGAAAUUCAGGUUGGGGUACUCAUCACUGAAGUGCUGGCCAGGACCCCCGUGUUUUCUUCUGACAGAGUCCGCCAUGACAUAAUGAGUCAGGUUCUCUCUGGGAACAUGAAACUUGAGGAAGUAGAGAGAUGUGAUCAAUGGAAAAAUAAACACAGACCCUACUACACUGUUCUCAGACAGUUUGAGGAUGUCCUGUACAACCUCAAAUAUAAGAUGAAGCAGAACUUUGACUUACUUGAGAAUUUUUAUGUGAACUUGGGCUCCAGAUUUGGAAUAAAAGACAGCCGUGAGCAAGUGGCCCAAAAUGAGCUUUUGAGAUGUUUUGAAAAGUAUGCAAAGCUCUUCUGCAAGAUAGAUUCUGCAGCUCUCUUCAAGAAUAAACCCAUGCCACCAAUGCUGAAGCUACUCCAAGCAAGACAAUACCUGGAGAAGCAAAAAGCUGAUACCUAUUGUGGGAUUCUGAAUUGUCUAUCAGAAGGCACAUCACCUGAAGUAAUGGAGAAGAUUGCUAGAGGGUAUGAGUUUGUUUAUGAAACUGAUAAGACUGUGAAGGUGAGAAUCAACUUCCUCUAUGUCAGUGUUGUGUUGAGUCUAAUCAGACUGGGAUCACGACACCUUCUGCCAUACCCACAACUGAUUAAUCUCCUCUGCCAAAUUCUGCAUGGGCCAAUCCCAAUCAAUGAUAACUUGCCACUGCACUUCAUUGCAGUUGUGCUGUUGUGGCCACAGCAGUACCAGACCAAUCCAGAAACCUGUAGAAACCUGGGAAUGUACAUCUCACAGAUGAGGACCUCCUACCACACAGUGAUGAAGGAAGUUUGCAAUGGCAAGAGACCCAUUAUCCAUUUCUUCCUGGGGAAGAAACAAGGCUACGAACGACUGUUACACAUGGGGGAAAUCAGAAGGUACUUCAUGGCCGAGCAGGAACAGUUUUCCUCCCUGUGGGAAAAUGGCAAAAUAUGGAAAGAGAAGAGGGUGGAGGAACUCCUUAGCAGGGUCACUGGUGAGGUGAAGAAUGGCUCGAUACAGGCAAAUACUUGUAUGCCAGGUCUGAAGGUUGAAGUCACUCCGGUGUUUCGGAGUGAGCUUUGUGGGCUUGCUCAGGGAUCAAGAGUGUCAUUCUUCCUUGGUUUCACAAUGAAAGGCCCUGUUGCUCUUGACAUUAAACUGUGAAACCAGUCUACUCACUGUGGAUCCAUCUGUGUCUUAUACCUUUGUGCUCUUUGAACAGGGACCGAGUUGCUUGUAAUUAAUUAUGACACCAUGUUACAUUUUGCCUGUAUCCUUGACUAUGUAACUAACAUUAUUGAUGCUGUUGCUUUGAAAGGAAAACAUUUGUAUAUUGUAUAACCUCACAGUCAAACCUCUAAAAAAUUAUUCAUAUUAAAAAUGUGUGCUGUAGCUCAGUCAUAGUAAAUAUGAUCAUUUUUCAAUCAUGAAAAUUUAAAUGUAUUGAAAGGAAUUUAUCUGUUACAUUUUGUCAUGCACUCCAUCAGCUGAACAAAUUUAAUGAUUGUUCUGUGAAAUGAAAAAGUCUUACAGUUCGUUUACUUGGUGUUCUUGAGCAACUAUGUGAGAAAUUGCACUGUUUUACACGUAGUAUCUAUGAUCUUGUAUGUUCCAUUAUUGAUACAACAGAUUUGCUUUAAAUAACAUUUGAAUGAUGUUUUACUUACACAGAAAUGUUUCUCAUAUUUACAGUCAUUUAUUUUUACAUAUUGAAUAUUAAAUCAUUGAUUUUAUGUCCAUUUUGAUCCUAUCUAUAAUCUCCCUGGCCUGGGAUCAGUAAAGUCUGUCUAUCUAUCUAUCUAUCUAUCUAUCUAUCUAUCUAUCUAUCUGUCUAAUUCUGUGUCUUUGCUGGGCGAAUGUUUGAGACACAGUUUUUAAUCUUUUGCCAGUAUGUAUAAUUAAGUGAUUUUUUUGUUCAGUUUUUUUUUGUUCUUUUGUUUUUUGCAUACCAUGAAACACAGUGAUGAACAUUGAUGAGUUUUGUACUACUUUUUGAAUAAAGAUGUGCUAUAACAA
Messenger RNA from Scatophagus argus, 5972 nucleotides. Its product is annotated as sterile alpha motif domain-containing protein 9-like. The transcript has 4 exons. Gene Ontology annotation, cellular component: cytoplasm. Gene Ontology annotation, molecular function: protein binding. Bases 531 to 5120 code for a protein of 1529 amino acids. The record is from RefSeq and is a predicted model, not a curated record. NCBI's taxonomy places the organism in Eukaryota, Metazoa, Chordata, Actinopteri, Scatophagidae.